CUACCCCCUCCCCUCCGUUCGGCCGUUCCUCUCUCCCGCCUCCUCCUCUUCCUCGGUGAGGCGCUCCGGUAGCAGGCAGCAUGGCGGCCGUGGAGACGCGGGUGUGCGAGACAGACGGCUGCAGCAGCGAGGCCAAGCUCCAGUGUCCCACCUGCAUCAAGCUGGGCAUCCAGGGCUCCUACUUCUGCUCACAGGAAUGUUUUAAAGGCAGCUGGGCUACUCACAAGUUACUACAUAAGAAAGCAAAAGAUGAAAAGGCAAAGCGAGAAGUUUCUGCUUGGACUGUGGAAGGUGAUAUUAACACGGACCCAUGGGCAGGCUAUCGAUAUACUGGUAAACUCAGGCCACAUUAUCCACUGAUGCCAACAAGGCCAGUGCCAAGUUAUAUUCAAAGACCAGAUUAUGCUGAUCACCCUUUAGGAAUGUCUGAAUCUGAACAGGCUCUUAAAGGUACUUCUCAAAUUAAAUUACUCUCAUCUGAAGAUAUAGAAGGGAUGCGACUUGUAUGUAGGCUUGCUAGAGAAGUUUUGGAUAUCGCCGCUGGGAUGAUUAAACCAGGUGUAACUACUGAAGAAAUAGAUCAUGCUGUACACUUAGCGUGCAUCACAAGAAAUUGUUAUCCUUCUCCCCUGAAUUAUUAUAAUUUUCCAAAGUCUUGUUGUACCUCAGUGAAUGAAGUUAUUUGCCAUGGAAUUCCAGAUAGACGGCCCUUGCAAGAAGGUGAUAUUGUAAAUGUGGAUAUCACUCUUUAUCGCAAUGGUUAUCAUGGGGACCUGAAUGAGACGUUUUUUGUUGGAGAUGUGGAUGAGGGAGCACGGAAGCUAGUCCAGACCACGUAUGAGUGCCUGAUGCAAGCUAUCGAUGCAGUGAAACCUGGCGUUCGAUACAGAGAAUUGGGAAACAUUAUUCAGAAGCAUGCCCAAGCAAAUGGGUUUUCAGUUGUUCGAAGCUACUGUGGACAUGGAAUCCACAAACUUUUUCAUACAGCCCCCAAUGUACCCCACUAUGCCAAAAAUAAAGCUGUUGGAGUGAUGAAGGCGGGCCAUGUAUUUACAAUUGAGCCAAUGAUUUGUGAAGGCGGAUGGCAGGAUGAGACCUGGCCGGAUGGCUGGACGGCAGUGACAAGAGAUGGGAAACGCUCUGCGCAGUUUGAGCACACUCUGCUGGUCACGGACACUGGCUGCGAGAUCCUCACUCGGCGGUUGGAGAGUGCACGGCCUCACUUCAUGUCCCAGUUUUAACUUCUCCCAAGAUGGCACAUCUCAAGAAUUACUUCUGUCUGUACUAUGCAUUUUGUUGAGAGUACAGAGGAAGAGGAAAUUUUUAUCACUUGUUCUGUUUUGACCAUAGAUAAGAAAGAACUACAACAUUUGAUAUGUAUCCUCAAGAACUUGUCUUGGGUCUGAAAAAACUGAGAAGAAUAAAGGAAAAAUUUCUUAGCUCCUUUCAGAGCCCCCUUGCCCCAGAUAAUCUCUGCACCCCCGUUUACUCGUUUGCCCUUUGAGCACUUUUACCUAAACCUGCUUCUAGUUGCGUUUAUCACUGCCACCACUGGCUGUCAAGAGCCAGCUGCUUUCCAGGUCAGUGUUGAAGAUGAGAAUCCUUGAAACUUUAGCAACAUAAUGUUGCUGCAGAUUUUUUUUCUAUUAUUCUAUAUAUGAAAAUAUAUACAUUUUAAAUUCCAUAUACAUAAUUACUGAACACUAUGUGACCUGGGGUUUGUGUUGAUGCUGCUCUGACAGGGCUAGAUGCUAUCAUAAAUGGACCGAUAGUUGCAGUGAUUUAAUUCUCAAUUGGGAAUUGCCACCCCUGCCCCAUGCUAAUUAUUUACCUUUGUAAUUGUGCUUAAGGAAGCACUCGGUCAAUGAUUCUUCCUCCAAUGUGGACUCUCUGUGUGUCAGUGAAUGAAUGUGGCAAAAUUAAGUCUGGAAAAAUGUUAUAAGGCUUUUUUUUUUUUUUAAAUCUAGUUGAUGACAAAAAUUACCACACUCAAGUGGUGGCUGGCUGUGGUAGGGAUGAGACUUGUGUAAUAUACUGCUAUUUCAGACCUCUAUUUGGUCAGAAAUGGGAGGAAGAAAGCCCCCUUUCUUACCCUCAAACAUUUAGUACACCUAAUACUGAUAAAAAGGAACGACUUUGAGGACUGUUCUUUGGCAGUGGGGAGGCAGCAAUGUGCAGAAAACACACCUCACCUUUGCAUAGUUAGGAACCUCAUUAGAAGUGACCUCAGCUGCCCAGUGCUUAUAUUCCUUUCAGUAUUUCAGUCCAAAUAGGAGAGUAUAUGAUGAAGACAUAUCAGACCGUAAGGUCAUGUUCAUUAGGGUGUACUUGAUUCCUGGAUGUCUGACGACUUUCUUGUAAUACAAUCUGAUGCCACUGACACAUUAUACCUGUAAGAGAACAUCUUUCCCGGAGUGCCUCAGACCAUUACUGCUUUAAAAGAAUUAUAAUGUUUUCAUUACUUUUAUUAUUUUAAUGAUUUAGUAAAAUGACUGAAUCUGCUACAGACUUUUGGGGGUAUGUGUGUGAAGUUUUUAAUAAACUGUAAUAUUUGUGAAUGGAAUGUCUUGCUAUAUGAAUGUUAAUAUAAUGUGUAAAGGGAGAUUAAAAAGUUUGAAUAAUUAUCCCACCACGUAGUCAUUAACUUUGCUGCAUUUGUUUGGGAUUUCAGAGGGAAGUAAUGGGAAUGUGUGGCUGAUUUUAAAAUUCAACAUAAACUCAUGACCAGUUGAGUAAAAAUACUUUUUCAGGUUUAAUGGCUGUAUAGUAAUUCCAGCACUGUGCUUAAUUAGCAUUCUGCCAGCAGCAUUUGAGCUGCAACUGUAUUUUUGAGAGCUUUUGAUUUAGAGAAUGCUGAAUAUUUAAGAGAAUGUUUUACGUGCUGGUAGUGGAAUUAACCGUGUGUGCUUAUUCCAUGCCUGUCAUUAGAACAUAAGCUCAAGAAAAAAAUCCUGUGAUAAUUUUUUUUAAAAAAAAAUUAAAACAUCUCACUGGUGCCAUGCUUUUCGCAGUUUGAGAAAUUUUUAAAUAAUGUGGACUCUAGUCUAAUUGUAUGUAUUUAAUGAGAAAUAUUUAUUAGAUUUAGGAGAGAAAAAUCUGGUUUUAUCAUUCUGCCAACUUUUUACAAAAUAAGACUAUGAAUUAAAAAAAAUUUUUUUUUCAGCCAAUCCUCCACUCCUCUUAGAAUCAUAAUUUAGAAGAAGGGAAAAAUGUUUGCCUUUUAUCUUCAUUUUAUCCCUUUUGCUAAUAAAAUGGAUUAAGGUACAUGAAAACCCAUUUACUA
Molecule: messenger RNA, 3283 nt
Organism: Loxodonta africana (African savanna elephant)
Lineage: Eukaryota; Metazoa; Chordata; Mammalia; Proboscidea; Elephantidae
Gene: METAP1
Product: methionyl aminopeptidase 1
Exons: 11
Coding region: 81-1241 (386 amino acids)
Biological process (GO): proteolysis
Cellular component (GO): cytosol
Molecular function (GO): metalloaminopeptidase activity
Source: RefSeq, a predicted model, not a curated record